This is a messenger RNA of Impatiens glandulifera, 669 nucleotides long. RefSeq names its product 30S ribosomal protein S16-2, chloroplastic/mitochondrial. Gene Ontology annotation, biological process: mitochondrial translation. Gene Ontology annotation, cellular component: ribosome; small ribosomal subunit. The record is from RefSeq and is a predicted model, not a curated record. The transcript is spliced from 3 exons. NCBI's taxonomy places the organism in Eukaryota, Viridiplantae, Streptophyta, Magnoliopsida, Ericales, Balsaminaceae. Gene Ontology annotation, molecular function: structural constituent of ribosome. Bases 36 to 455 code for a protein of 139 amino acids.
UACAGAAGCUUAGAAACUCGUAGAGAGAGAGAAAAAUGGUGGUAAGAUUGAGAUUAUCGAGGUUGGGAUGCAAGAACAAGCCGUUCUAUCGAGUUAUGGCGGCGGAUAGCAGGUCACCAAGGGACGGCAAGCACCUCGAGAUUUUGGGAUACUACAACCCUAUCCCAGUGCAAGAUGGUGGAAAGAGAAUGGGACUUAACUUUGACAGAGUGAAGUAUUGGCUUUCAGUUGGUGCUCAGCCUUCUGAACCCGUAGAACGCCUUUUGUUCAGAACCGGUUUGUUACCUCCACCUCCUAUGGUGGCGAUGGGUCGUAAAGGCGGACCAAGAGACACUCGAUUAGUUGAUCCCAUGACUGGACGAUACUUGACGCCUGAUAAAAAGCUAAUCGAUAAUAGCCAAUCACAAGACUCUAAAAACGAUGGAUCAGAUGAAGGUGUCACAAUAACACACUGAUAUGUUUCGUGUAGCGAUAUUCCUAGGAUGAUGGUUUUUUCGAAUUCAAAUGUUUGAUUGAUCGAAAAGCUUGUGAACAACAAACAACGUUUUAUGGAAUGUUUGAUUUUGGAGUGUAUAAAUGCAUUGUUCUUAAAAUUGUUAACUUAUUUUUGUAACUUGGAAUUUUGUUUCCAAAGAAAGUUUGCUAAUUAAUAAUUUUUUGUUUGUGAUA